This is a messenger RNA of Gongylonema pulchrum, 573 nucleotides long. The record is from the annotation of a GenBank genome assembly. Lineage: Eukaryota; Metazoa; Nematoda; Chromadorea; Rhabditida; Gongylonematidae.
UUGCUUGAGCAGUUACAGUUAAAAGCUGUGAAAGAUUUCCAUAUCGUUGAUUCACUUGGGCAAAAUUCACUGGUCAAGGAGCACGAUCUGUUUUCGUGGUGGAGUCCAGCAUCGUGGUUUCGUUUAGCACUGGAAUGCAUGCAUCUCAAUAUUGAGAUACCCUGGUGGCUAACAAUUAUGUGUGCUACGAUCAGUUUACGUAUGUUAUUGAUAUUUGUACCAAUUGCAUCACAUCGACUUAUGGGAAGAAUACAGCAAUACAAGCAAGAAAUUGAUGAAUAUAAGGGACGAGUAGAAGAGGCCCAGAAAAGCGGAAACUUUUUGCGCGACAUCAAAUUAUAUCGUCAGUUUCUGAUCAUGAGUCUUAAUGGUGCUAUUUUUAUGACGCAAUUUAUUGCAGUGAAAAAAAUGUCCGAUAUCAGUUUUCCUGGUUGGAAUACCGGUGGACUGUAUUGGUUCAAAGAUCUGACUGCGCCUGAUCCAUAUUUUGUACUUCCGCUGAUCUCAGCUGUUACUGUUGCUGCUGUUUUCAAAGUAAGCGUUCUUUUGUCAUCCAAUGAAACUUUAUCAUAA